This is a messenger RNA of Staurois parvus, 361 nucleotides long. NCBI's taxonomy places the organism in Eukaryota, Metazoa, Chordata, Amphibia, Anura, Ranidae. The record is from the annotation of a GenBank genome assembly.
UGAUUUUGCAUUUCCGGGGAGAGAACUUCAAGUAAACAAUGCAGUUCUCUCCCCUGUCAGCUCCUGCACACUGCUAUGCAUGGCUUUGCACAGCAGAGCCAUGCAAAGCAGUGUGCUUACAGUGAAACACACACACACAGCUUACAGUAAAACAGCACACAGUUAACCCCUUUGAUCGCCCCAGAUGUUAACCCCUUCCUGCCCAGUGCCAUUAGUACAAUGUCAGUGCUUUUUAUUAGCACUGAUCACUUCAUUGGUGUCACUGGGGAUGUCAGUGACACCAAGUCAGUUCCCCGCAGUGUCAGAAUGCCCGCCGCAGUCCUGUAGUAAGUCGCUGAUCGUCGCCAUUACUAGUAAAAAA